CUCGAUCUCCGGCCCCAGCCAUGGCUUCGGAAAGCAGUAAGCAGUUCUGGAAGCGGAGCGCGAAGCUGCCGGGCAGCAUUCAGCCAGUCUAUGGUGCUCAACACCCUCCUCUGGAUCCCCGGCUCACCAAAAACUUCAUCAAAGAACGUUCCAAGGUCAAUGCGCUGCCCAUGAAGAAUAAGAAGGCCAGCAGUUUUCAUGAGUUUGCCCGUGACACCAGUGAUGCCUGGGACAUUGGGGAUGAUGAAGAUGAGGACUUCUCAUCUUUCCAAACCUUGAACUCUAAGGUGGCCAAGGCCACAGCUGCACAGGUGCUGGAGAACCACAGCAGGCUGCGUGUGAAGUCGGAGCGACCCCCAGCAGCUCUGAACGAAGUACCAAACAACUGCAAAGUUAUUAAGUCUAAUAGUGAGGCCCAGCUGUCCAGAUCGGAGGACGGCUGCAUGCGCAACCCACUCCACAAACAACAAUCCCUCCCACUCCGACCCAUCAUUCCACUUGUUGCUCGCAUCUCUGACCAAAAUGCUUCAGGAGCUCCUCCCAUGACAGUGCGUGAGAAAACCCGCUUGGAGAAAUUCCGGCAGCUUCUGUCCAGCCACAACACCGACCUAGAUGAACUGAGGAAAUGCAGCUGGCCUGGUGUCCCCAGAGAGGUUCGGCCUGUGACGUGGCGGCUUUUAUCAGGUUAUCUCCCUGCCAACAUGGAGCGGAGGAAACUGACCUUGCAGCGCAAACGAGAGGAGUAUUUUGGCUUUAUUGAGCAGUAUUAUGACUCUAGAAAUGAGGAACACCAUCAAGACACAUACCGGCAGAUCCAUAUAGACAUUCCACGGACGAAUCCCCUCAUCCCUCUAUUUCAGCAGCCGCUAGUUCAGGAGAUCUUUGAAAGAAUCCUGUUUAUUUGGGCCAUUCGACACCCAGCCAGCGGCUACGUGCAGGGGAUUAAUGACCUGGUCACUCCAUUCUUUGUCGUGUUCCUCUCUGAAUAUGUUGAAGAAGAUGUGGAGAAUUUUGAUGUUACAAACCUGUCUCAGGAUGUGAUGCGUAGCAUCGAAGCUGAUAGCUUUUGGUGUAUGAGCAAGUUGCUGGACGGGAUACAGGAUAACUACACAUUUGCACAGCCAGGGAUCCAAAAGAAAGUCAAAGCACUGGAGGAACUCGUCAGCCGUAUCGAUGAGCAGGUACACAAUCACUUUAGGAAGUAUGAAGUGGAAUACCUGCAGUUUGCCUUUCGCUGGAUGAACAAUUUACUGAUGAGGGAGCUUCCUCUUCGCUGCACCAUUCGCCUUUGGGAUACUUACCAGUCUGAGCCAGAGGGAUUCUCUCAUUUCCAUCUAUAUGUCUGUGCUGCAUUCUUGAUUAAGUGGCGGAAAGAGAUCUUGGAUGAAGAGGACUUCCAGGGUCUUCUGAUGCUGCUGCAAAACUUACCCACGAUACACUGGGGCAAUGAAGAGAUUGGGCUCCUCCUUGCCGAAGCCUACAGACUCAAGUACAUGUUUGCGGAUGCGCCCAAUCACUACCGCCGAUAGGUGCCGGGGACCUGCCUCUCCAUCCCGCUGCGCUGGCCCAGUCCCAAUCACUGUGGCGUU
Molecule: messenger RNA, 1589 nt
Organism: Euleptes europaea (tarantolino)
Lineage: Eukaryota; Metazoa; Chordata; Lepidosauria; Squamata; Sphaerodactylidae
Gene: TBC1D22B
Product: TBC1 domain family member 22B
Exons: 13
Coding region: 21-1529 (502 amino acids)
Biological process (GO): activation of GTPase activity
Molecular function (GO): GTPase activator activity
Source: RefSeq, a predicted model, not a curated record